AUGCGUUCAGUUGUAGAAGUAGGGGCUAGUGUCCCCGCGUUUUUGGGAAAAUUAUGGAAAUUGGUCAAUGAUUCAGAAACAAAUCAUUUGAUUUCAUGGAGCCCAGGUGGAAAAACCUUUGUUAUCAAAUAUCAAGCUGAGUUUGCCCGAGAGCUUUUACCAUUGUACUAUAAACACAAUAAUAUGGCUAGCUUUAUUCGACAAUUAAAUAUGUAUGGCUUUCAUAAGAUUACUUCAGUUGAAAAUGGAGGUUUAAGAUAUGAAAAGGAUGAAAUUGAAUUUUCUCACCCUUGUUUUAUGAGAGGUCAUGCUUACUUGCUGGAGCACAUAAAGAGAAAGAUUGCUAAUCCCAAGACAAUUGUAGCUAGUAGUGAAGGUAGUGAAAAAAUUUUGCUUAAGCCAGAAAUUAUGAAUAAAAUGUUGGCAGAUGUUAAACAGAUGAAAGGAAAACAGGAAAGUCUUGAUGCCAAGUUUAGUGCAAUGAAGCAGGAAAAUGAGGCUCUUUGGCGAGAGGUAGCAAUUCUCAGGCAAAAACAUAUUAAACAGCAGCAAAUUGUUAAUAAUCUUAUACAAUUUUUAAUGUCAUUAGUACAACCAACGAGGGCACCAAACUCUAAUGGUAAUAAUGUUGGUGUGAAGAGACCAUAUCAGUUGAUGAUCAACAGUUCAGCACAUGUUGCUUCAAGUGACAGCUCUUACUCAAGCAAAGCAAAGAAUAUGAAAUUAGACAAGGACGGUGCUUUGGAAGAAAUAAGUGAAGAUAAUUUGGAAGAUGGACCAACAAUACAUGAAUUAGCUCAUGAUGACGUAUUGCACAAUGAAGCUUCACAAGACUCCUUAGACCCCGCUUCAUUUGUGACCGUUGAUAUUAAUUCUAAUCCUCCAAUAUUUAGCGGUCAAAACAACACUGAUCCUUCAGCAUCUAUACAGUACCAUGUCACAAUGGAAGAUGGCGAUGAAGUGGAUACUGAUGGAAAAAUGUCAUAUCCAGCCGGUCGUACAAAAAGUGUAAAAAUAACAACUACAUCCACAAAUUCUCUCCCAGUUGUUACUUCACCCUCUCCAACCAUGCCAUCACCUACAUCUCCAAGAAUAUUCUUGAUACCUCAAAGUAUCCUUGAGCAACCAGCUAAUAACAUGACUACACCUAGCACACCUAAACCCAAAGAUAAGAGCACUGGAAACAAAAAUGUUAUAUCUAGUGGAAAACACUUUCCCUCUCCCAGUAGCUUUAACACAAUGAAUACAGCCGCCGAUUUCAAGUUGCCUGCAGAAAUUUUUGCUAGUGAUGACUCAAUUAGUGAUGCUGGAGUAACAUCUGCUGACGAUCUUAAUGAAAAUAACAUGAUGCAAGAAUCCAUACUCACUGAUCCAGUGAUUUCGAUUUCAAAGGACGAAAUGCUUGGUGGAAUCAACAUUAAGAUCGAAAAACCAACAGAGAAAGCUAAGGGGUCAAAAAAGACAAAGAAAUCCAAGGACAACAAUGGAUGUAACAUGAGUUUAGCCGACAUUAAGACUGAAUUAAAUGAAGAUUUAGACUGGAAUAACAUGACCCUUGCCACAGUAAAUAAUAACACAAAUGUGAACAGGCUACCGACAGUAUUUGUAAGAGAUAACAUUGUGAAACUUCGAGAUGAAUUUUCUUUCCAAUUUGGAUCUAAUUCUUACAAAAAUAACAUUGAUGAUCAUUUGGAUACUAUGCAAACUGAUUUGGAUUCACUACGAGAAUUAUUAAGAAGUGAUGCCUAUUCUCUGGAUACAAAUACUUUAUUGGGGCUAUUUGGAUCCGACGAUCCAUUCUAUGGGCUGUCAUAUAACUCCAAUGAUGAAAGAGCAAAAUCAAGCAAUAAUGCUAAGAAGAAAGGUGAGAUAAAUGUAAGCAGUGACGAAAAUCGCGCCCAGACCCUAUGUUCUGAGGACGAUGCUGAAGGCUAUCAGCUAAUGUCAUAUACAGGAAAUAUUCCGUAUUUUGAGGAUAUAAGUAUUCCCGAAUUGGAGGGUGAUAACUCGCAUGACGCUUCCUUGCCGCCGAGUCCCAUCAGCUCGACGCUCAACACUCCACAGGUGGAGAUUCGAUCGCCCCCUUAUACAGGGAAACCAUGA
This is a messenger RNA of Parnassius mnemosyne (clouded apollo), 2103 nucleotides long. The record is from the annotation of a GenBank genome assembly. NCBI's taxonomy places the organism in Eukaryota, Metazoa, Arthropoda, Insecta, Lepidoptera, Papilionidae.